Messenger RNA from Ordospora pajunii, 1413 nucleotides. RefSeq names its product S8 serine protease. NCBI's taxonomy places the organism in Eukaryota, Fungi, Microsporidia, Ordosporidae. The transcript has a single exon. The record is from RefSeq and is a predicted model, not a curated record. Bases 1 to 1413 code for a protein of 470 amino acids. Gene Ontology annotation, biological process: proteolysis. Gene Ontology annotation, molecular function: serine-type endopeptidase activity.
AUGAUUCUUCUUAUUACGGUGUUGGUUGGGAUGUGCAUGACAAAAGACACAUACAUUGUGUUUUUCGACCAAGAUCCGCACAUGGAUAAGAUCAGUGCGGGUGGGUUUUAUGCAGAAAGUAUCCUUGGGAUCCAGAGCCUACUAGGGGAGGAUGAAAGCAUUGAUGCAAAAAUGGUGAAUGGAUUUAUGGCACAGAUGAGUGAGUCUACUGCAGAAAAGGUGAAGAUGUACCCAGGAGUCAAAAUGGUUGUCAAGGAUAGUGCAGUUGGCAUUAGUGGGCUUAGGGUUUCGGAAGCGCCUGAUGCAGCUGAGCCAAAGGAGGAAAUCAUGACGCAGCGCCAUGCACCCUGGGGGCUGAUCAGGAUUGGGGGAGGAACGUCUUUGGCGAAUGGAAGCUUCUACUAUCCAGCGAAUUCUGGCAGAAGGGUGGAUGUGUAUGUCCUUGACACGGGUGUUGAGACAAACCAUCCUGAGUUUGAGGAUAGAGCAAGAUGGGGAUCCAACUUUGUACCAGGGUCUCCUGACGAAGACGAGCAUGGGCAUGGAACACACUGUGCAGGCAUUGUAGCAGGAAAGAACUUUGGAAUAGCGAAGAAGUCAAACAUCAUUGGAGUCAAAGUUCUUGACAAGAACGGGUUUGGAAUGACCUCUAGACUGCUCCAAGGAGUCGAUUUUGUGAUCAGGGAGCACGAGAAGAAGAAGGAUGACGUAUACAGGCAGAUGGCAGAUGAGUAUCUCGAAUCCACAGAUUCUGACGACUCUGGAAUAAUGGACAUAGACUUUUCUGAAAGCGUUUCGGACAUCAAGAGCAUCAAAGCAUCCAGGCCAUCGUUGCAUCAGCUAAUAGACAUGGCAUCGCAUGAGUCGUUGGUGCCAAAAACAGUGGUCAAUCUGAGUGUCGGAGGGUCGAGGAAUGCAGCAUUGAACUUUGCAGUUGAGUAUGCAUCAAGGCUUGGAAUACAUUUCUCAACAGCAGCAGGAAACGAGCACGAAGAUGCAUGCGAGUUCUCACCAGGAUCGUCCAAGGCAAGCAUCACCACGGGAGCAUCCACAUUCAGAGAUACUGUUGCGUUCUUUAGCAACUUUGGAAAAUGCGUAAACAUCUUUGCACCAGGCGUUGACAUUCUGAGCUCUUGGAUCGGUGGUAAGCAAAAGAUUGCAUCAGGCACAUCGAUGGCCACUCCACACACAACAGGAGCAAUGGCAGCAUACCUGACAUACUAUAAUUACACGCCGCAUGCUCUAAAGCAGCAUCUCAUGAGGGAUGCACAUAAUGUAAUAGACGACACUGCUGAGGAUGAGUACAUGCCUCCAGUGUCUGGAUCACUCCGCCUGCCCUCGUUCUUGAGUCCGAAGAAGAAGCUGCCAAUGCUGUCGAUUGUGAACUUACUCAGGAGAAUCAGUAAGCAGUAG